Cyprinodon variegatus (sheepshead minnow) is the source of this 6989-nucleotide messenger RNA. It is a transcript of the gene myom3, whose product is annotated as myomesin-3-like. Gene Ontology annotation, molecular function: protein binding. The transcript is spliced from 37 exons. The record is from RefSeq and is a predicted model, not a curated record. NCBI's taxonomy places the organism in Eukaryota, Metazoa, Chordata, Actinopteri, Cyprinodontiformes, Cyprinodontidae. Bases 225 to 4508 code for a protein of 1427 amino acids.
GUCAUCCACAUUGCUUAAACAACGGACAUAGGAGACAGAGAGGGGCACAAGGACAGUGAGUGGUAUAGAAAAGAAGGAAGACACCAAGACUGAACAUCUUUAAGGUGAGUUAGACAGGCAGCUGGAAAAGGAAGUGGGAUAUUUUUGUCCUACGAUUCAUUGACAGCCAGAAGACCUCAUCUAUUUUCCCUUUGAAGAAAGGGUGCCAUAACCAGAGGUUUACCAUGGAAACCAAGAUGGUAACAAAGUUUGAGCAAGAGGAGCAGUCAUCCAAGAUGUCUCAAGGCAUGCAGCUUUCUUCUCAGAUAAAGAAGCGGACCUUCACUUCCAGUGAUGAGGAAGCCUCCUACUCCAAUUUUCAGCCCAUCAUCCCUGCUGAUCUGAUGUCUGUCAAAGAGAUCCUGAACAUGAAGAAUGUAUCCCGCCACAGGACUUGGGAGAUUCUGCAAGAAACGAUGGCUGCUGAUGAGGAAUAUCACAGAGAGAAGUGGAUUUGGUUUGGAAAUGAAGCUGAGAGGACUGAGAUAGAUGUGAUCAGAAACCAGCAAAUGUUGCGCAGUCGUGUUGACAAAGUGGCCCUUCGCAGACAGGCAGAAAAGAAGAAAUCUGCCCACAUCAAGUACUUGGAGAAGCUGAGUCAGAAAGCUCCAGACUUUUCUGUCCCUCUGAGAGCUCACACAGUCUGGGAGGGAAUGACAGUGAUGCUCUCCUGCGGAGUCCAGGGCUGUCCACCCCCAAAGGUUGAGUGGUUUAAAGAUGGUAAACCACUGAUAACAUCUCUCCUACCAUGGAAUUACAGCCUCCAAGAAAAAUUUGGCCUCAGUCUACUAGAGAUCAGAAGGUGCUCUCCUGAAGAUGCUGGCGAGUACAAAGUAGUUGCCAAGAGCUCCCUGGGUGAAGCUUCGACAUUUGGAACCUUAGUGGUAAACUCAUGUCAAGGAGCCACGGCUGGUUCAGAGCACUCGCAGACCACCGGCUGGCAGCAGCAAAAAGAAGCCUGCUUUGACAUUUCCUUUCCGCCAACUUGGGUGAAAGAGGGCAGCAGCCUCUCCCUGCAGUGUACCUUCACAUCAGCUCUGCUACCUUUCCAGCAGGAUGUCAGCUGGUUCAAAGAUGGCGUACAGCUGCAGCAAUCCAGCAAUGUGGACAUCAAAACGUUUGAUAACAAGGCCAUCAUCACCCUGACUGCUGUACACAAGGAGAAUGAAGGAGUCUAUAGCGCCAGACUGAAGACCAGCGAUGGAUACGAGGAACACGUAGCUUUUGUCUACAUUAAAGACGGGCCAGCUGUAGUGCUUGGAGGUCCUGCAUCUCCUUUGGCGGUGGAGGUAUCUGAUGUCAACAAGAACUAUGUCUUUCUGACCUGGCAGCCCCCCAGCGCUGAUGGAGGAUCACCUGUGGAGGGUUAUUAUGUGGAGAGAUGUGACCUUAGUCAGGGAGAGUGGGUGCGCUGUAAUGAGUCCUCACAGAAAAUGUGCCACUUUCCCAUUUUCGAUCUGAAGGAAGGAGCAUUUUACCAGUUUAGAGUUUGUGCCGUAAAUAAGGCUGGAGCAGGACGUCCCUCCAAAGCCACAGAGCCUGUCCUCAUCGCAGACCCCCUUGAACACACCAGGACAAUGGUGGUCAAAGUUGAUCGAGGAAGAACCAUCACCAUUACAAAAGAUGAACUGGAAGGUCAGGUCAAAGCCCCCUUUCCUCCCACUGACGUCCGCGCCUGCGAGCUGAGCGACACCUACGUGGUGCUGAGCUGGACCGAGCCUGAACCCCGAGGCAGGGAGCCGCUGACCUACUAUGUAGAACGGUCCUUGGCAGGGAAAAACAGCUGGGAGCUGGCCAGUCUGGACAUGAUGGUGAACUCUCCCAGGUUCCCAGUGUUUGAUCUGGUUAAAGACAAGCAGUACUGCUUCCGAGUGCGCUCCAUCAACAAAUAUGGUGUCAGUGACCCCUCCACUCCGAGUGCACCUAUUUCACUAGGAAAGCAGCAAGCUGUGCCGCCUCCUCCUCACUCAGCCAUGGCCAUUAGAGACACGGACACCUCAGUUCUCUUGCAGUGGCAAGAACCCAAAGACAAAGACAACAUCUUGGGAUAUUAUCUGUACUACAGUGAAGCUGGUAAACAGGAGUGGAAAACUGUUAACAACAAACCUGUAACAACAACCAGGUUUACUGUUCAUGGCCUAAAAACGCUGAAAGAAUAUGUGUUUCGGGUGAAAUCUGUGAGCCGAGCAGGAAACAGCAGAUAUUCAGAUGAGUCUCACCCCAUCAUCGUCAAAGCAGCCAUCAAGGUUCCCUCCUCUCCCUCUGCUAUCGCCCUACUGCUGUGCACAGGAUCAGAGAUGGUCCUCUCCUGGAGGGCUCCUUCCUAUAAUGGGGGAAACCAUGUCCAUGGCUACUACCUGGACCAGAAGGAGAAGGGCACCGAGACCUGGAGAGAGGUCAACACAAAACCUGCCAAAGAAAGGACGUUCAAGGUUUCUGACUUGAAAGCUGGACAUUCAUACCAGUUCCGAGUCUUUGCUGCUAAUGCAGCCGGCAUUGGGAAGCCGUCUGACGCCAGUGAAGCAUUCCUGUGUGAAAAGUGGACAAUGCCAGAACCAGGUUGUCCGUAUGACCUGGAGUUCAGGGAGGUGAGAGACGGUUCGCUGGUGCUGUUAUGGGCGACUCCGCUCUAUGAGGGUGAAAGCCCUGUCACUGGCUACAUGCUGGAAACCAGCCAGGGUAACCAGUCUGACAACUGGACCAUUCUGACUGUAAAACCAAUUUCUGAAACGCGUUACAAGGUGACUGGUCUGCAGACGGGUCAAACCUACCGCUUCCGUGUGUCUGCUGUUAAUAAGGCAGGUGUUGGUCGUGCUUCCUUGCCCUCUGAGCCGGUCACAGUUCAGACCCAACCAGGUACCAAAGAGAUUAAGAUCGGUGUUGAUGAUGAAGGGUUUAUAUUUCUGGGAUACGAGGCUGUUAAGAUGAGUGACGACAGUGAGUUCCUCUGGAGAAAAGAUUUCACAAAACCGAUCGAUUCCCAAAAAGCGAAAGCAGAAACAGCUAAGAACAGGUCAGCUCUCACCUUCACAGAUCCAUCUGAAGAGGAUCUUGGUCUGUACACUGUGGAAAUGAGCGACUGUCCUCAUCUGUCAUCCAGCUAUGAUUUUACAGCUGAAGAUCUCGAACAUCUGAAAGAACUCAGCUGGCAGGUCAGAAAUCCAUUAAUUGCACUGAAGUCAGCCUGGCAGGUGGAGGUGUCUGAAAAGGGCAGCGUGCGUCUUUGGCUUCAGACCGAAAGUCUCAGUAGUUCUGCUGAGCUCCGUCUUAUCUUCAACGACCGAGAAAUGUCCAGCAAUUCGCGCUGUAAGAUAAACUUCGACAAGGCCAAAGGUCUGGUGGAGAUACUGUUUGAUCCGCUCUCUCAGGAAGAUGAGGGCUCAUACACCGCUCAACUGAGGGACGGGCGCGCCAAGAACCAGUGCACUUUGGUCUUUGUGGAUCAAAAGUUUCGUGAGAUACUGGCCUUGGCUGACUGGAAAAGAUGGGACAUUAAGAGAAAGACUGGACCUUAUUUUCUGGAAUUCCUGACAUGGAGUGUGAACCAGGAUUGUGAAUUAAUUAUACAAUGCAAGGUGACAAACACAAGUAAAGACACGUCCUUAAAGUGGUUCAAGGAUGGUGUGGAAGUUAAAGACUUUGAUUAUGAUCAGACAUCUGGGGUCAGCUCACUCAUAAUCCCACAGGUGACAAAGAAAGAGGCUGGUUUGUACAGAGCUGUGGUGUCGGACAGUCGAGGAGAAGAUGUCAGCACUUUAGAGCUUCUGGACAAUGAAUAUGACAAGCUUCUUCAGCAGCUAAGUGAACAAUGCGCCUUGUCAGCUGGUCCGCUACAGAUUGAGAGCACUGCUGAAGGUUUCAAGAUCUACUCCUCCCUUAGAUACUACAUUAGCUUCCUGAAGACAAGCUGGUACCUCAAAGGGAGGAAACUUGACCAGGAGGCCAGGUCAAAGCCUGGGAGUAGCAUGCAGAAAGUCUGGAUUGAAAUCUUAAACCCAACAGAGAGCGACAAAGGGGAAUACACCUUGGAGAUGUUUGAUGGCAAAGAGACACACAAACGUUUCUUUGAACUAUCCACAGAAGCAUUUGCUGAAGCCUUGCUGGAACACCAGAGGUUAAAGCAACAGGCAUUUGCUGAAAAAAAUCGUGCCAAAGUGAUUAAAGGUCUUCCAGAUGUUGUAGCCAUCAUGGAAGGCAAGUCUCUAUGUCUGACAUGCUUCAUUGAUGGCGACCCAGCUCCUGAGAUCAUCUGGCUUCGCAACGAUAGAGAAAUCCUUGAUCAGACUCAGUUUACCAUCGUUAAGGAGGCCAAGCGAACCUCCAUUACUGUCAACCAGGUCACCACGGAAGAUUCUGGAAAGUACAGCAUCUUUGUGCGAAACCAGUAUGGCUCGGAAACUGUUGAUGUGACACUGAGUGUGUACAAGAAGGGCGAGAAGCCUCCAGCAAAUGCAGUGGAAAUGGGUUAAAACUGCAAACUGCAGGAAUCUAUUGCUUCAAACUGAGAUGUUUUACCUGGUCUGAUUGUUUUCAUUUAAUAGAAGUAUUACAAAAUAGGAAGUGCUUUGCAGUAUUUAUAUCCCAUGAACUUUUUCCACAGUUUGUUGUAAGAGUUGUAUGUUACAGAGCAACAGGAGUAGGAUACGGUAAGGAUGUGUCUUGGGUUAUCAUUAUCAUAAUUAUCUAUUUGUUUUUAAGACUGAAACGACAGAAAGACAACAUAAAAAUUAAACAAGCUAGAAAUAAUAAAUAAAAAAAACAUAAAAUCUGACAAUAUAAGCAAUCAAAUCUGCAUCAAAAGACACAGAAGCGUUUGGUCUACUGGAGAUAUGUUGAUGUACCCUCUCUGAGAUAAAGAGAUGAAGGACCAUAUACUGUAGAUAUUAUAUAGUAUAUGUAUUAAAAUCUAAACUAGAAAACCAAAAACUACUCUAAACAAAACAAGCAACCGAUGAAAGGAAAACAAAUUUCAUUCAGAUGAUUUCAUGUCAUGUCAUCAUGUCCCCAUUAACAGAUGGCCUGCUGCUAAAUUGUAAACCAGAUGAUGACAGUGGAGAGGAGACUGGUAAUCCCAUUAUAGAGAUAGAACUGCAAUAGUCUAGUAUAGAAGUAAUAAAAGCAUGAUGAACCCUCUCAAGGACAUUAUGAGAAAGAUAAUAUAUGACUUAACUAAUAAGCCUCAGAAUGAUAAUGGUUAUGCCAGCUCUGCAAAUCCCAUUUUUCUUUGCAAAUGAUCUAAGUCAGUUUGCAUGAAAUCCCUCUGCAAACAUUAACUAUUAAUAUUUUAUAUAUAAAAUAGUAUCUAUAUACAAACUGAAUUGAAUACAAUUCUCGAAACAGAUCAUACAGUCAGAUUGGUUCAAAUGAGCUGACUGCCUUGAGUCGUUGACUUUGCAAGAGACGCUCUUCCUGGAGAGCACAUGGCAACAUUAGAUAUCUUCUUGCAUUGUGUAUGAUUUUACAGCAAUCCCUUACACCAAGCAUGCAUGCAGUAACAGUGGAGAAGAAAACUCUAUUUUAACAGGAAGAAACCUCCUACAGAACCAAGCUCCAUCUUCCGAGGGUCAGCUGGGGUUCUAGGAGACAAACAGACAUGCAAAAGGAACAUAGAAGCACUAAUCCGUAAACACUUUGUAUGUUAAAGAAAGUAAUGGUAAAAAAAAGCUCCAUAGGUAGAGUUUUAAUAUACUCUAGUGCUAGAGUGCAUGUGUCUGCCAAACUGAAUAAAAUGGCUGAAUUACCUCCUAAGGCAGUUAAGUUUUAGGAGUUUUACAACCCAGUUAUGUUAUUUAUAUUUGAUGGCAAUUAGAUAUACUAAAACCAACUCUAGAGGCCUGUAGUUUAACACCUGUGAUCUGAACUAUUUAAGCGUUUCUCUGCCUCUAUGUUUGCUUCAUACCUAAAUGUAUAUUAGUUAUAGGUGCAUUGUCGAAAUCAAUAACCUCUAUUUAUCCUGACAUCUGAUUUCCAGCAAAAAAAACAAAUGACAUAUUUUUUAUACAGCUUUGUAUAAAUUCAGGCAUUGUGAUUUAUGGGUCUCUUAUAUAAAGCACCUUUAGAUCCUUUCACUGUGAAAGGUGAUAUGUAAGACAUUUGAUUUAUCUUGAUUUAGUCAAAUAAAAAGCUCCUGUGGAUGAAAGUAAGAGUUGCUGAGAAGGUCGUUUGUAAAAACCUUCCUUCUAUCCUACUAUCAUCCAAAAUCACCUCACAAACAGAACAAUAAACAUCACCAAGGGCACCUUUAUAUCUCCUCCAUAAAUUCUUAAAUGCUGAAAAUCCAGCAAACAGUGAUGCAGUGCGAAAAGCUAAACCUCUGGUGUUCCUCCUACUUGCUGAAUAAGAAGCACUAAACACAAGAUUUUCUCUUACAGUGUUUUAGUUCUAGCUUUUAUUAUUUAUUAUCGCACACUAAUUUGAGUAAACUUUAUAGUGAGUCUAGAAUGUAGGUGUUUUUCUCCUAUAUUUGUUUAAAAUGUCUUAUGUUGAUCCCAAAGAAGCACUCUUCCGUUUAGCUGCACCAACAUUCUACAAUAAUAAAAUCUGACCCACAAUAAAAUUUAAUGUGAAAACAUAAAGGUGAUAAAGGUUCAUGAGGUACAGAAAUCACUGUUUAGUGCAUGUGCAACUUCUUUACGUUCUGCUAAUUUAGCUCAAAUUAAACAAACCACCAGAAAGGAUUGCAUUGUUUUAUUUUGUUUGCUGUUGUUAUGGUAUUCUUGCUUGUGUUGCUUCUCUCUUUGAGGUAGAAAUAAAAAUCUACUUGACUAGCCUUCCUUCUAAAUUAUCUUAAUGCUCAAUUUGUUUUUAGGCUUUUAUUCUAAAGAUAGCACUUAAGCUUUAGGCCUGUGUUUAUAGUUCAACGAAUGUAUUGGUUGUGUUGGUAAUAAAGCUGUUUUCAAUUACCGUAUUGGGAUUAUUUCUCUUUUGAGAAAAAAAAGCAGCAUUGUGAA